GCCUUAACCCUCAUAUCUAUGCUAAACACCCACAGCUCUUCACUCAUCCACUCCUCCACAUACGGAAAUUCACAUUGGUGAGUUAUUUUGUUUAAGAAGAAUCUUUUAAAAGCCAAAGUUUAAGCAAUAACCAUGGCGGAUGAGCAGGAUGACUAUUUCUUUGAUCUGUCUAACUACAGUGAGAACACAAGCGAUCCAUCUUACGUGGUUGACGAGAACGUCGAACACUGCUCUACAUCUAACGUCAACGAAUUUGGCUCGGCCAUCAUUCCUUAUUUCUACUACAUCAACUUCCUCCUGAGUUACUUAGGCAACUGGCUUGUUUUGUUCAUCAUCGUCAAGCUUGAGAAGGUCAACAGCGUCACCAACAUCUUCCUCAUCAAUCUGGUCACCUCCAACAUCCUGUUUGCAUCCAGCUUCCCCUUCCUGGCCAAAUACCAUUCCUCAGAGUGGAUCUUCGGCACGGUGCUUUGCAAGUUGGUCAGCAGUGCCCAUCUGAUUGGUUUCUACAGUUCCAUCCUCUUCCUCACCCUGAUGACCUUUGACCGCUACCUGGCCGUGGUGCACGCGGUGUCCGCUGCCAAGAGCAGGAAGAGGUCGUACGCCAUCGGGGCGUCGUUGAUCGUUUGGUUCAUCAGUGUGCUGGCCAGUCUCAAUGAGCUGGUGUUCAAAGGCGUGCGGAAGCACAGCGAGCAGGGCCUGAUGUGUGAGGAGACAGGAUACCACGCCGACGUCAUCAAACAGUGGAAUCUGGUCAGCUACUACAUGCAGUUCCUCCUCUUCUUCCUGCUGCCCCUCUUCAUGGUGAUGUACUGCUACACCUGCAUCACCGUGCGGAUCAUGUCCACUCGCAUGAGGGAGAAAUGGCGCUCGGUGAAGCUGAUAUUCAUCAUCAUGUUCACCUUCUUCGUUUGCUGGACUCCCUAUAACAUCGUGAUCCUGCUGAAGGCCAUUCAGAUCUCCACAGCCGACGAUGCAAACCGGAAGUGCGAUCAGGUCGAGGCGUUGAACUAUGCGUUGUACGUGACCAGAAACAUAGCGUUCUUGUAUUGUUGCAUCAGCCCCAUGUUCUACUCCUUUGUGGGUAAGCGGUUUCAGAGUCACUUCAGGAAGCUGUUGUCGAAGAACAUGCCUUGUCUGCCACGUCACUUCAGACCCGCAAGUCUGAGCAGCAAUUCCACCUCACGAAGGACGUCCCACACAAACGACUUUUAACAUUUAGGAGACAAUUGACUUUGUUUUAAUUUGAAAAAAUUGAAUGAUGAUUAUUGUUUUGUCCGUUUUACAUUUAAAUGUAGUCAUUUAGCAUAUACCUUGUAAAUGAAUAUCUAAUGAUCAAUUGAAAUUAUGUAGCCGUCUUUUUUAAGGCACUCAAAGCGCGUUAAUCAGUUAGUUUGUUUAUUAAUAAUAAAUAAUAAUAAUAAUACAGAGCACAUUACAUUCGAAAAUCUCAAAGUGCUACAGAGUAAAAAAAGCAAAGAAAAAAAAAGGGUUGUUAAAACAUAUAAUGCAUAAACAGUCAAAGAGGAAUUUGCUAAAGGGUUUUUUAAAAAGAUAAGUCUUAAGGUUUUGUUUAAAAACAGCUGUAGUCUGUGGGGCCUUCAGGUGGUCAGGGAGGCCGUUCCAUAGUCUGUGGGG
Gadus chalcogrammus (walleye pollock) is the source of this 1638-nucleotide messenger RNA. Its product is annotated as C-C chemokine receptor type 3-like. Lineage: Eukaryota; Metazoa; Chordata; Actinopteri; Gadiformes; Gadidae. Gene Ontology annotation, molecular function: chemokine receptor activity. The record is from RefSeq and is a predicted model, not a curated record. Bases 133 to 1215 code for a protein of 360 amino acids. The transcript is spliced from 2 exons. Gene Ontology annotation, cellular component: membrane. Gene Ontology annotation, biological process: G protein-coupled receptor signaling pathway; chemotaxis; immune response.